AUGUCUAUUCACAAUUUCAGCAUCACCAGCACAUUCGACUUACACAAAGCGAUUCCUCCGGGGAUCAGUCAGACUCCACAAGUGGGCGAGUCGUACGAAAAGGCCAACUCCGGUCCUAUCUUAGCAUCGACUUCGAGUAAGGCUCCAGAUGGUGGUCUGAAUGCGUGGCUAGUAGUGUUUGGUGCCUGGUGUACCUCCUUCUGCAGUUUCGGGUGGAACAACAGCAUUGGCACUUUUCAGCAGUACUAUCAAACAGAGCUUCUGCAGCAAUAUUCGCCAGGAACAAUAUCCUGGAUCCCCUCCUUGCAGAUAUUCUUCAUGUUCGCUAUGGGUCCAAUCGUUGGCAGACUUUACGAUCGUUACGGGCCACGAUACCUGAUAUUCGUUGGGUCCUUCCUCCAUGUCUUCGGAUUGAUGAUGACGUCCAUCUCGACAAAGUACUAUCAAAUCAUGCUUUCUCAAAGUGUCUGUAGUGCUAUCGGCGUUUCACUUAUAUUCCAGCCAGCUCUCAAUGCCAUCGCCAGCUGGUUCGAUAAGAAACGUGGUAUAGCCUAUGGCAUCCUUUCCACUGGGUCUAGCGUCGGCGGCAUCGUCUUUCCCAUCAUGACUAGUCGCCUCAUUCCGUCCGUGGGUUUUGCAUGGACAUUGCGUAUCGCUGCUUUUCUGAUCCUCUUCUUGCUUAUUCUCGCUUGCUUGACUGUCAAGUCUCGAUUUCCUCCCAAUCGGCAGGUUGUCACCAGAAAACAACUUGUCGCGCCAUUCCAUGAGCCAGAAUUCCUUGCUCUCAACGCCGGACUGUGUUUAUUCACAUUCGGCAUGUUUAUUCCCAUCAACUACUUUGUGGUGGAAGCUACGGCCAAUGGGAUGAGCCGAGGUAUAGCACAAUACCUCGUCGCCAUGUUCAAUGCUGCUAGUCUCUUUGGUCGUCUCCUCACCGGAUAUCUAGCCGACCGUAUCGGAAAAUACAACGUCUUCACCUUGGCUGCGUUCGCCACUGGAACAAGUACCUUAGCCUUGUGGCUUCCAUCCGGCAGAAACGAUGCUGCACAUAUCGCGUAUUCAGUUCUAUAUGGAUUCUUCUCCGGCGCUUAUGUCUCCCUGAUAGCGGGUCUGGUAGCACAAAUUUCUCCAAUAGAGCAAAUUGGAUUCAGGACGGGACUGGUGUUCUUCGUCAACAGCAUUGGAGCGUUAACGACGUCGCCUAUUGCUGGCGCGAUCCUGGACAGGGAGAAUGGAAGAUGGACGGGAGUCAAAGUAUUCUCUGGUGUUCUCUGCAUCGCAGGCACAGCGUUCGUGUUUGGGGCGAGAAUCUACAAAGUCGGCUGGAAGUUCAAUGUCCUCUUCUGA
This is a messenger RNA of Alternaria arborescens, 1347 nucleotides long. RefSeq lists its product as hypothetical. The coding region runs from base 1 to 1347 and encodes 448 amino acids. Gene Ontology annotation, biological process: transmembrane transport. Lineage: Eukaryota; Fungi; Ascomycota; Dothideomycetes; Pleosporales; Pleosporaceae. Gene Ontology annotation, molecular function: transmembrane transporter activity. The transcript is spliced from 5 exons. The record is from RefSeq and is a predicted model, not a curated record. Gene Ontology annotation, cellular component: fungal-type vacuole membrane.